Messenger RNA from Monosiga brevicollis MX1, 1090 nucleotides. RefSeq lists its product as uncharacterized. The annotation marks the transcript as partial. The transcript has 11 exons. The record is from RefSeq and is a predicted model, not a curated record. NCBI's taxonomy places the organism in Eukaryota, Choanoflagellata, Craspedida, Salpingoecidae.
CUUUCCUUGUGCAGAAUGCAGCCUCACCUUUCCCAACACGGUUCAGCUAUCUCGACACAUGAUCUCUGGGACGUGUGAGGGACAGCUCAAGGCCAUUGCCGAGGCUCAUGCCAAGCAAGAGCAACCGCUGUACGAGUUUGAUUUUUUCAACGAUGGUCGGCCACGCUCAUCCUUGGACGGCAGUCCUUGGCAAAGCCCUGGCUUUGAAGGCGGUCACCAUUCUGCCGGUGGCCUGGGCAGUCUUGGAGUGCACUUUGUCCGCACCAAGACAGAUGGCGACGUUCUUGUGCUGAAGCAAGGCGAUCGCAGCACAGCCACAGAGUACUUUUGUGCUCGAGUGCUUGAGAAGCUACAGGUGCCCUGCCCUAAGAUGCGCGUCCUCUCGCGCCGUGCUUGGGCAGCCGCCGCCACAGCCGCCAGCCAACCUUUCUCGCCUUCACCACUGCAUAUGAUACCCUAUACGGUGCAAGGUGCUGGCGAGGUCCUCGCUGGUGCUCGCGCCCAGGAGGCGGGAGGCGUGAUGCAAAGCUUUGCAAAGGGCUUUACACUCAAGGACCCACGCGUCAAAGACCUUCUCAGCCAUCCCUCUUCUGCACCGUCCAUUCUUCGUGACCUGGGUGCCAUGGCAGCGGCUGACAUGCUUUUGAACAACUUUGAUCGCACACCCCUGAUCUGGGACCAUGAGGGCAACGCCAACAAUUUCAUGUUCGUUACGGACAAUCACGUCGCUGCAAUCGACAACAGCACGGCAGGCAUCACCAAUGAGGACGGGAUUGAACGAUACCUUGGACGAGUUCAGGCAGCGCUGCAAGAGGCGCUUCAGCACGACGCUCAAGGCAAGCACACGGCCAAAGUUGUGCACUUUAUUGAGAAAUGGACCGGACUCACGCUCGACGCAGACAGUAUCCGCGCAUUCCACGACGGUUUGGUUGACACGGCCCGACGCGCUGCACACGACUUGGAUCUCACCCGUUGUUGGGAGGAGAGUUUUGAUGCCUUCUCCAGUGCUGACUGGGGUGCCUUUGGGGUAGACCUCAUCAAUGUGCCGUUUCUGACCACUGUGCAACAAUCCUUCCAAGCCGCCGUAUGA